UACGCCAUCUCUUGGCAACCCUUAAAUAUUUACAUUUCGAUCAAUCAGACAGCUUGAAACUUGAAUGGUGAAUGUUAUUAUACAAGCUCUUUGGUUAUUCGUUUUAGGUGUUUUACUAUCAGAUCAUACGAAUAAUAAUAUGAGCCGAAAGUUAUCGGUCGAUUUUGAGGUGUACGGAAGAGUACAAGGAGUGUUUUUCCGCAAGUAUACUCAACAAGAAGCUAAAAAGUUGGGAUUAACCGGAUGGUGUAUGAAUACUGAAAAAGGAACUGUUCAAGGAAUUUUAGAGGGCGACUCAGAAAAAAUUAGCCAAAUGAAACGUUGGUUGGAGAAAACGGGGAGUCCUUCAUCACGUAUCGAUAAAGCGGUUUUCUCCAAUGAGAAAGAGGCGAAAAGUGGUCAAUUCAGCAGCUUUGAAAUUCGUCGCUAAAUUUUCAAUAUUUUUUGGUAAAAAUUGAUUCAUUCGAGUGGAUUUGAACAAAUUGUGAUAUUUAUUUACUAGGAUUGUUAUUUAAUUAAUAAAUUAUUGUAAUAAUAAUA
Onthophagus taurus is the source of this 540-nucleotide messenger RNA. RefSeq names its product acylphosphatase-2-like. The record is from RefSeq and is a predicted model, not a curated record. NCBI's taxonomy places the organism in Eukaryota, Metazoa, Arthropoda, Insecta, Coleoptera, Scarabaeidae. Gene Ontology annotation, molecular function: acylphosphatase activity.